GUUCGUUCGUCUCUGUGCCACAGAUGGAUUUUCCCAUGCACUGCCUCUCAGCUUUGCUUUAUCUGUUUGCACUCAUCUCCAAGGCUACUGCAGAUGCAAAUUUCACGGUGUCAAAAGCAGUAUACUACCCCAACUCUGAUACACGAGGGACCGAAACUGGAGCAUGUGAAUAUGGUGCAUUUGGGGCAACGCUCAACAAUGGAGAUGUUUCAGCAUCAGCAAGUCUAUACAGGAAUGGGGUAGGCUGUGGUGCAUGCUACCAGGUUAGGUGCACAAAUCCUCACUACUGCUCCCCAAGUGGAGUGACAAUCGUGAUCACAGACUCUGGGGCAAGCAACGGGACUGACUUCAUCCUGAGCCAGCACGCCUUCGCUGGGAUGGGGCAGAACAAGGACGCUGGUGCAACACUGCUGAACCUUGGUUAUGUUGGAAUUGAGUACAGGAGGGUUCCAUGUAUCUACCCAGGCAAGAAUAUUAUAUUCAAGAUUACUGAGAGCAGCCAUUUCCCUUACUAUCUUGAAUUUGAGAUAUGGUACCAACAAGGCAACCAGGAUAUUAUUGCAGUCCAGCUUUGUGAGACUGUGAACCUGACAUGCCAGCUUCUGGGCCGAACUCAUGGUGCAGUAUGGGCUGCUAUCUCCCCACCAAAUGGCCCUCUGAACAUAAGGAUGCUAUUUAGCAGCGGAGCUCCACAUCGCGGCGACCAGAAAUGGCUGGUUUCCACAAGCACAAUACCACAGAACUGGACAGCAGGAGCCACGUACGAUUCUGGGGUCCAAGUGCAGCUGCAGUAGCUAUAAUUGAAUAUACAACAGGAUUAUAUAGCUAGUUAUGAUGAUUGAUUGUUACCUUGCAUUCUGAUCAAGUACGCUCUUGCGACAUAUUUAUUGUAAUUUGUUAAGGUUGUGGUGCCUA
Molecule: messenger RNA, 915 nt
Organism: Setaria italica (foxtail millet)
Lineage: Eukaryota; Viridiplantae; Streptophyta; Magnoliopsida; Poales; Poaceae
Product: expansin-like B1
Exons: 5
Coding region: 24-794 (256 amino acids)
Cellular component (GO): extracellular region
Source: RefSeq, a predicted model, not a curated record